AUGUCCAAAGUAUCCAUUUUGAAUUCCGUAUUUUCGGAAAUCGAAAAAUUGGACUCGGCCGAAGAAUACAAAAGAAUCAUUAAACUCGUCGAGAAACAUAUUCCUCAAUUUCCCGAAGAGUUAUCGUUGGUUCAAUCAAAAGUCGUUUGUCUGAUCCAUCUGAAUCAGAUCGAAGACGCAUACAACUACAUACUGAAAAAUGAAGCAUCACAGAAAUUUGCAUUUGAAAAAGCUUAUUGUUUGUAUCGUUUAAAUCGCUCUGAGGAAGCAUUAGAGUUGAUUAAUGAAGAACCUAAUCCUGCACAGAGUUUUAAGGAGUUAAAAGCUCAAAUUCUUUAUAAAUUGGAAAGGUACAAUGAAUGUUUUGAUAUGUAUCGAGAUAUUAUCAAACAAAGUAAAGACAGUUUUACAAAUGAAAGGGAAUCAAAUCUAACUGCUGUUAUUUCUCAACUUUCUAAAUUAGGAGAUAAUAAAUAUGACAUUCCAACUGUCAAACAACAUAAUACUUACGAAUUUAUGUAUAACAUUGCAUGUGUACUAAUUGAUAGAAAAGAGAUUGAAAAAGCUCAAGAUUUACUCGAUCAAGCUGCAAAAUCUUGUAGAAAUACAUUGGAAGAGGAAGAAGCAACCGAAGAGGAAAUUCAAGAAGAACUAACUGCUAUUAAAGUACAAGGGGCUUAUUGCUUACAAAAAUUAGGCCGUGAUAAAGAAGCACAAUCUGAAUACACUGAAGUAUUAAAGUAUAAGCCAAAAGAUAUUGGAUCUUUAGCUAUUGCUUCAAAUAAUUUAGUAGUAUUAAAUCGAGAGCAUAAUGUGUUUGAUUCGAAAAAAAAACUCAAGUCAACAUUGUCUGAUGAAUUAACUCACAAGUUGAAUACCUGGCAAUUGAAAAAAGUCAUGUUGAACCAUUGUCGUUUUGCAUUAAUCACUAAUCAAUUAGACCAGUGUACUCAAUUAUGUGACAACAUUGAAAAGAAAUACCCAGACCUAAUUGAGGAUAUUAUACUAUUAAAAGCAGUAAUGCUAUGGCGUCAGAACAAAAAUUCCGAAGCUAUUGACAUGUUGAAGAAGUUUGUUUAUCAACAAAAAAAUCCCACUGCUAAACUCAAUUGUACCUUGGUGGCCGUAAAAUUAUUAUUAGUGCAGAACGAUACUAAUGAAGCAAUUACUUUAUUAGAAAAUCUUGGGGAAUUGAAGUAUAAACUUGGAAUUGUUAGUACACUUGUUACGUUGUACUUAAAUGUUGACAAUUUUAAAGCGGCUUCUGACUUAUUUAAUGACACUUUGUCUUGGUACAGUCAGAAAGAGGUGGAUAAUUCAAAGAUUACCAUUUUAUUAAAACAACUUGCCAAAUUACAUUUACGAGAACAAGAUCCUAAGGAAGCAGCUAAACGGCUGUCACGACUACUUGAAUUAAAUCCUAAUAAUAAAAAGUUUUUGGCACAACUUAUCAUCGCUUACACACAGUUUGACCCAGAAAAAGCUCAAAUGUACAGUAAACAGCUUCCACCAUUGGACCUCCAAGAUACUGACAUAGAUUUACUUGAAAAUACUAACUGGAUGAUGGGAUCUAAAUUAAUCAAAAAAUCCACAUUGAAACCAGACUUUGCUGGAUCCAAAACAGAAGUUGAGAAGAAACGAAAGAAAAAGAGAAAGAUUAUACUGCCCAAAAAUUUCAACCCAGACGUACCUCCUAAUCCUGAACGUUGGUUGCCGAGACACGAGCGUACUGGAUAUCGCAAGAAAAAAGAUAGGAGAAACAAGGAAACAGGCAUCGGAAAAGGAACGCAAGGGGCCAGCAAUGUAUCAAGUGAACAAUUUAACAUCAAAAAUAUUGCGGCUCAACCCAAACCUCAGACUGCUCAAGUGCCUUCUGAGAAUGCACCCAGACUUCAACACCGAAAAGGAGGACAAUAUAAAAAGAAGAAGAAGGGAAAAUGAUUGCACCAUUUGUUACUUCCCAAUAAACAAUAAUAUAUUAUAAAUAAUUAUAGUAUAAAUA
Messenger RNA from Melanaphis sacchari, 2002 nucleotides. It is a transcript of the gene Srp72, whose product is annotated as signal recognition particle subunit SRP72. Gene Ontology annotation, biological process: SRP-dependent cotranslational protein targeting to membrane. The coding region runs from base 1 to 1941 and encodes 646 amino acids. The transcript has 12 exons. Gene Ontology annotation, cellular component: signal recognition particle, endoplasmic reticulum targeting. Gene Ontology annotation, molecular function: protein binding; 7S RNA binding; ribosome binding. NCBI's taxonomy places the organism in Eukaryota, Metazoa, Arthropoda, Insecta, Hemiptera, Aphididae. The record is from RefSeq and is a predicted model, not a curated record.